Molecule: messenger RNA, 2244 nt
Organism: Penicillium daleae
Lineage: Eukaryota; Fungi; Ascomycota; Eurotiomycetes; Eurotiales; Aspergillaceae
Exons: 1
Coding region: 1-2244 (747 amino acids)
Source: RefSeq, a predicted model, not a curated record
AUGACUGAAGAGCCGCAGCUGGGCUCUAUCCAGCAGCGGAUUGCUGCUCUUAAGCAGUCCCAGGCGGCGCAGUCAUCGAAUGGCACAGAGCCGCCUCCAUUCUUCCGCCCGCCCACCGAGCGAAGCAAAUCGGCCAAUAUUCCUCCAUCCUACGCCGUGACCGGCUCAGUCAUAGAUGGCACCUCGAUUGGUAAUGAACCUGCAGACGUGCAGAUACAAAGAUCGGCACCACGGCCUCCCCCGACUCCCUCGUCGAAGCCAGAGUUGAAACCAAAAAAGGCCCCGCCACCUUUGCCUACGCGCCGAUCAGAUCGCCCUCCCCCUCCUCCUCCACCUGCUCGCUCAGAGUCUCCAGCUCGACCAGAACCUCCGGUGCGACCGCAAAUUCCAGUGCGACAGGAGUCCCGUCCCAAUUUGCCUCCACGUCGGCCUACGCAGCUGUCACACAGACCGUCGCAGGAAUCUGUCUUAUCUGACGCGUCCCAAUCGACCACCGCUACCAGCGUUGGGCGCGGCACGUCGACAACAUCUGUCAAUUCCAGCGGCAAUGGACGCAUCAAAGCUCCGGCAUGGGGUGAGACGGAGCUACCUGUGCUUCCUCCCAGGCGGCCAAAGGAAGAUCCUAUUGAUCUGACACCAGCUCCCCGCUCCGAGUCCAAGUUCAGUUCUAGUGGAUUGACGGGGAAGCUCUCUUCCCUCCGAGGGAAGCUCCCCGGAUCUUCCUCUUCGUCCUCCUCUACACCGUCUCGUCCCAGUAUUCUCUCCCGUCCAUCGGCUAGAGAUUCAUCACCUUCAGUUCCUCGACUUCCCCUGCGCCGGCCGUCUGGGGUGGAAACAGAAACCAAUGGCGCAAAUGCUGACGCCGAGGAGGAAGAAGUGAGGCCCAGACUGCCAAACCGGCCACUGCCGCCACCUUCAGCCGCGAAGAGUAUUGCGAAUGCUCGACAAUCAGGGUUUGGUGGAUUGAAUAAAAGCCCGAGUAUUCCUCCGAGACCGAGCAGCACACCAACAGAGAAUGGUGCUGCUAGAGUUCCUCCACCUGUACCAACUGGAUCUAGGCCAGAUCUCACCAAACUGAAUGCAACCAAGCCGCGUUUCCACAGUUCGCGGACUGGGCCUACUACACCCGUGGGCAGUCCUAGCACGGAAUGCUUGGUAUGCCGAGACUUCUCUGGUCCAGAUACUCGCGCAGCGCAGUAUCCUCGAGAAUCACUCCCUACGCAAGAUCUGGGCUGGCUGGCAAAUGAGCUCACUGCUCCAUUCCCGUCGUUAACUGACAAGGCAAGAGUUAUCUUCACAUGGCUGCACCACAACAUCAAAUAUGACGUAGUGGCCUUCUUUAAUAAUGCCGUGAAGCCAUCCACGCCGGGAAGCACUCUAGCCAGCGGAUUGGCAGUGUGCGAGGGUUAUGCCGCGCUAUUCACGACCCUAGCCACAAAAGCGGGACUCGAAGCCAUCGUUAUCGGAGGUCACGGUAAAGGAUAUGGCCACACGCCUCUUGCCCCCGGUCAACCCAUACCGCAGUACAAUGCGGGCCACGCCUGGAAUGCAGUCAAGAUUGACGGUGGUCAAUGGAAGCUAAUUGACGCAUGUUGGGGAGCCGGAGCCGUCAACGGUCAUGGACAGCCGUACAUCCAACGCUUCGAGCCACACAUGUUCACCAUCUCGAACGAAGAAUUCGGCCUGAAACAUUUCCCGGGCAACAGGGAUCACUUCUUCCGCAACGACGGAAGACAAAUUACAUGGGAAGAAUAUAUCACUACGGACCCGGACGCGCCAUCUGGUCUCAAGCCCCUCCAGAUCUAUUCCGAUGCCGACAAGUAUAGCAUCGGUCGCAAGACCCUUUACCCGGCCGGCGGUAUCAUCUCUGUCUACAACACCCCAGGCCCGGUGCGUUUCCAAUUCGGCCUGUUCUGUGAGCAUUGGACACUGGCCCGACAUAGUCGCGAAAAACCCGGUCUCUUCCUCCUCAUGAUCCACGGAGUAGACGGCCGCGAAGACGAUCGUCUCCCCUUCAUCCAUGUGUCCGGAUCUGGACCCGGCGGAGGCGGCGAGAUGUGGUAUGUUGACGUCGCAGAUGCCCGUCAAUUAGGUGCCCCAGGACAGAAAAUUCAAAUCGCUGUUUUGAAGACUCUAGGCGAGCGCCACGAUUGCCGUGGUGUUACUGCUCAGGAAUAUCAGUCGCAGGUCGGCCGGGUUGGGAUGUCUUGGGCAUAUAUUGCUGAGUGGACACUGGAACGGUGA